AUGAGCCUACAGGCGGCAACACCAAUACGCGUGGGCCUUGGUGUUGGACCCGGAAUGAGCACCGAUUUGGCAAACUUACCACCCAGCUACGCCGACCUCGCCGGCCCGAGAAGCUCGCUGCAGGCCUCACAAUCCCAGAGGACUCGGCCACGUAGCCAGGACGAUGACCCGGCCGAAAGUCGCGAAGAUGCAUGGAGUCCUACAGACGAUCACGCGGCAUCUGCUGGUGGUGGCCCCUCCAAGAAGCGACGAAGGAGCCGACGAGACCAGGACAAGAAGUUUGAUUGUCCCCACGAAGGAUGCGAUAAAAGCUAUACUCGCGCCGAGCAUCUAUAUAGACACCAGCUAAACCAUACACCAAAACAGAUCUUCUAUUGCGAUUUCCCCGACUGCACUCGUUCCUUUGUCCGUCAGGACCUCUGUGCCCGUCAUAAAGAGCGCCACACCGCCCGAGGCUCUCACCUGCAACGGAAAGAUGCACCUCUACACACUAUAACACCGAUGGCUAAUACAGUGCCUUUAACUGGAUCCGCGUCGACGCCUUCUUCAGCACAACCGCAGGUCCAGGCCCUAUCUUCCCCGGAUCUGCUCCGGGCUCGGAGCGAGACGUUUCUGAAUAGCAACAGGGUGGCCGCAUCGCCGGGGAGCCAUGGUCCUCACCCAUCAACUUCAUCCCCGGCACGCGCCUCAAUCGCUUCCACUUCCCCACAGGCUGGAGUCGAACAUUUGCACUCGCGGAGUCAAGGCGGUCCGCUAGGCCGCUCAAAUAGCGAUAGCAGUUACCGACCCCAGACCAGUCUACGGGAAUUGCAGGCAUCGUCUCCAAGUGCGCCGAAUCAUACACAUUUUGAGCGCCGCCCAAGCAUGACCGGCAUCGAUGCCAAUCAGCGAGUCUCUCCAAACUCUCCAGCACAUUCCAUGCCUCCGGGGACUUCAGCGGCACCAACGUACGUGGAGACUACGUGCGGAGACAAUCUGCAAUUCUCACCAUCGAUGAAUGUCACCUCAUCCGUCUCCACCUUGGGAUAUAACCACACUUCCAAUAUGACAGGGAUGAGCAACGCUGCAUUUGGACUCCAACGCCCCUAUGUGCCGCAGCAUAAUCUUUCCACGUUUUCCUCGCUUCCACCGCCCACCCAUCCGAUAGCCACCAUGACAGCCCAGGCAGUCUCUUCGGUGGCCUCCGAAGCUCCUUUCAAAACUUCUCCCCCAGCGAACACCACUGCUGAACUCGACAAUGCCAUGAGGGCUGCAGCCGGAGCGGUGACUGAUGCAAGCCUCUUGGAUCAAAUGGCAGCUUUUUCAGUUCCCAUGUUUGGUGAAGGAUACGUCCGAUCGCCGUUCAGUCUUGGCGAUAAUUUUGCUUGCUGGCUAUUUGACCCGCCGCCUUUUGGCAACGCUGGAUCUCCUCCACAAGUACAGACUCUGGAUCCGACUGGGUACCCAGGCGCAUUUGACCCGUCUGGCAUGCAGUUUCAAAGCAGCUAUUACAGCAGCGGUAUUCCGAUGGGUGGCAUGUACCCACCACCGCUACCUCCUCAGCAUCCCAUGACCGUCACCUCUAUUCUGGACACAAAUCUGCCGGAGUCUGUCUUGUCAGAGGAAAAGAGGCAAGAAAUACUGGAUCUCAUUCAAAUGCGGUUUAAUGAGACCGGCCAAGAGCCUUUUGGAAAACAAAAGGAAACUUUGCUGGACGGGGACCGCGAUCAAGAUAACCAUAUUCUGAGCUUGCAUAUGAUGCAGACUUACAUUAGCUCGUACUGGUACCAUUUCCACCCACAACUUCCGAUCCUCCACAAACCAACCUUUGUGGCCGAUCGGACUCCAAACUUGUUGCUUAUUGCAAUUAUCGCAAUUGGAGCCUCUUGCUUGGACAAGAUGCACGGAUAUGAUAUGACAACAGCCUGCGCUGAGCUUGCUAAUUUUCUCGCAUGGCAUUUACGAUGGGAGGUGUUUAGCGACGCCGACUUUCGACCACCAGCAAAAUUAUGGAUAUUUCAGACGCUGCUCUUACUGGAGCUCUAUGAAAAGAUGUACUCGACUCGGAUGCUUCACGAGCGCGCUCAUAUCCAUCAUGCAACAACCAUCACACUUAUGCGAAGAGGCAGUUCCCUGAUUGGAAGAUCGCCGCUCGAUUCGCCGCCUAGCGUCCGUGACGACAAGAGCCGUAGCAACAGCGGCUCUGUUUCUGGUGCACCAUCCGUAACCACGCCAGAGGAAUGGUGGAGCCAGUGGAUUGCCAAUGAGGCUACUCGAAGGGCGGCAUUUGUUGCAUUUGUCAUUGACUCGACGCAUGCAACCAUGUUUGGGCAUUCCGCGGUCAUGGUCGCCCACGAAAUGCGACUGCCUCUACCCUGCGACGAAGCCCUCUGGUCCGCCACGAGCAGCGCCGAAGUGGGACGCGUCGAAGCUAGUCUCCACGCCAAUGGCGUCAAGCCAUUGACUUUUCUCGAGGGUCUGAAAAAGACACUCAACGGUCAGCCUGUGCGAACAAACUCUUUUGGUCGCACUAUUCUCAUGGCCGGCUUGCUCAGCGUGAGUUGGCACAUGAACCAGCGAGACCUCCAAGUAAGCUCUCUCGGCGUCACACAAGCAUUGGGCGGACGAGACAAGUGGCGUGGCGCAUUGACUCGGGCAUUUGACUUUUGGAAGCGGGAUUUUGAUGAUUUACUCGUCUCACAACCCGACGGAGUCUCUACGCCGUAUCACUAUUCCAACGGGCUUGACGAGGAAAAUGUCUAUGAGGGUCGAACCGUAUUACAUCACCUUGCACACAUGGCUAUGCAUGUUGACACUGUCGAUUGCCAAAUAUUUGCCGGCGCAACACGCCUGCUUGGUCGGAGUAUAACAAAAGUCGACUAUCACGCCGCGCAGCGACGAAUGCGAGAAAAUUGGGCACCAUCGGCACGAGCUCGUGAUGCCACGUUUUAUGCCCUACGUUUCCUCAGACAAGUGCUUUUGCCGGAAGAGAAUCCGCAUAUUGGACCCGCAAAGGCAGCAUCGGCACCCGAGACGUUUGAUUAUUCUGCGCGCGACGAUUUCUUGCUCAAUCGGCCCUGGGUAUUGUAUUAUUCUGCCUUGAUUGUCUGGUCCUAUGGAUUUGCUCUUGAUGGAAGAGUACAGCCCGGUCAACUGCCAGACUUGAGCACCACCGAGCUCAAAGUCCGCGACAUGCGCGGCUUCCUGAGGCGCGUGGGCGGAGUCAGGUCCCCCGACGACCUUGCCCAUAUACGUGAUCGAAAUUCAUGCAUUGGAAUGCUGAUGCUGCUCAGCGACAUGUAUCAAAAAACUAGAUGGGAGCUGCUCCACGAAGGGGCAAGGCUGUUGAGCAUUGCUGGAAAGAAGUUGAAGGGUGAAAUUGAGUGA
Molecule: messenger RNA, 3366 nt
Organism: Xylona heveae TC161
Lineage: Eukaryota; Fungi; Ascomycota; Xylonomycetes; Xylonales; Xylonaceae
Exons: 2
Coding region: 1-3366 (1121 amino acids)
Biological process (GO): regulation of transcription by RNA polymerase II; DNA-templated transcription
Cellular component (GO): chromatin
Molecular function (GO): RNA polymerase II cis-regulatory region sequence-specific DNA binding; DNA-binding transcription factor activity, RNA polymerase II-specific; zinc ion binding
Source: RefSeq, a predicted model, not a curated record